GUGAUAUUGAGCAAUGGCUUCGCAAAUAUUACUUUAUCAAAACCAGAUGGCCACGUCACGUGCAUAUCAUAUGGUGGGAUGGAAAAUUUACUAGCGACCAAAAACGAAAACGAUAGAGGGUAUUGGGAUGUUAUCUGGAAUAAUACUGGACCUCAGACAACUCGAAAAAAGUUUUCAGCAACAAGUUUUGAAGUCAUAAUAGACAAUGAAAAUCAGACAGAAAUUUCAUUUAAAAGAACAUGGAAUGCUUCUCAAUCUGAUCAACCUCCCUUAAACAUUGACAAAAGGUAUAUAAUGCUACGCGACGCGCCAGGAUUUUAUACAUACUCAAUCGUUGAACGUUUAGAAGGAUGGCCGCUUUCGUAUAUCCAAAAUCUCAGGAUUGUCUUCAAGCUUCAAGAAGACAUGUUUCACUACAUGGCUGUCUCUGAUGAGAGACAACGGGUCAUGCCAAUGGAAGUGGAUCGGAAGACUGGCGAGGUGCUUGACUACAAAGAAGCCGUUCUUCUUACUAACUCGACUAAUCCAGAUUUAAAAGGAGAGGUGGAUGACAAGUAUUUCUAUACAAAUGAUAACAAAGACGGUAAAGUUUAUGGAUGGGUGAGUGCAAAUCCUCCGGUAGGAUUUUGGAUGAUUAUUCCAAGCAAUGAAUUUCGUACUGGAGGACCAUUUAGACAAGACAUUACUACACAUGUUGGUCCAACUGUACUUUCUGUAUUUGUUAGUACACAUUAUGCAGGAGAGGAUUUGGCUAUAAAAUUUCAACAAGGAGAACCAUGGAAAAAAGUUAUUGGCCCUGUCUUUGUGUAUCUUAAUUCAGAUGGUUCAGCUAAGGGCAAUCCCUCCAUACUUUGGGAUGAUGCUAAGAAAAGGAUGAAUCAAGAAGUCGCAAACUGGCCCUAUGAGUUUCCAGUUUCAAAAGACUACAUCAAAUCUAAUCAAAGAGGAACAGUUAGAGGCCAAAUACUUGUUAAAGACAG
This is a messenger RNA of Nicotiana tabacum (common tobacco), 980 nucleotides long. Lineage: Eukaryota; Viridiplantae; Streptophyta; Magnoliopsida; Solanales; Solanaceae. The record is from RefSeq and is a predicted model, not a curated record.